Scomber scombrus (Atlantic mackerel) is the source of this 1773-nucleotide messenger RNA. RefSeq names its product von Willebrand factor A domain-containing protein 7-like. The record is from RefSeq and is a predicted model, not a curated record. Lineage: Eukaryota; Metazoa; Chordata; Actinopteri; Scombriformes; Scombridae.
AUGAGAGCCAGUGCCCAGGGGCCCCUGGGGAUUGAUGACAGCCUGUCAGCUAGCAAAGUGCAAAGGGCCUGCUUCUCUAUAGGCACUUCCACUUCUCUCCUCUCCAGCUUCAAAUUCAAAAGUGCCAUUAUCCUAAUUAACCUUGGCAACGCAAAUGUGGACGUACAGUUUAUAUUCAGUGACAUAUACCAUUUUGAUGAUGAAGCCUUCUAGGGAGGAUGAGAUCUCAUCACAGCAGGUGUGUCUUAUGUGAAGGCCAGUGUAAAAAAGGAAAACUUUGUAGCAGCCAGGUGGACUCUUGGACACAUUUUGCACCCCCUACAGGACUUCUACAGCCACAGUAACUGGGUGGAGAUGGGGAACACGGCCCCUUACAGCACCCUGAUCAGACCUGACCAACCUUUUGAAAACCUGGCAGGUUUUGGACCUCUAAUUAGGACAACCAAUGCAGACAUCUUCAAAGACAGCAUCAACAAGCGGUCUGCUAGUGGAGGAGGAGACAUCCCAGAGUUGAGCCUGUCUGGACUGCAGCUUGCCUUGCCUGGAGCUCCACCCUCCUCUGAGAUCUUUUUCACUGACGCUCCAACCAAAGAUGUUUAUUUAAAAAGCACCAUCACAGCCCUUAUAGAGAGCACCAGAUCUGUGGUAAAUUUCCUGUUGACAGACUCCACCUCCAGUCGAAAACGCCGCAGAGGAAUUCAAGUUCUGUCUCCACGUUCACUUAGCCAGUCAGAUGCUCAGUUAUACCAUGACCUAGCCCAAGCCUCAGGAGGUCAGGCCAUUGAAGUCACCAAGUCAGAUCUGUCUGUGGCUACCACUGUUAUUGAGGAUUCAUCAGCUAGCGAUGUGGUCACAGUUUUUCAGGUAGUGAUGAAUCCUGGAAAGCCUGACACUUUCACAUUUACUGUUGAUGGUUCACUAAGGAACAUGACAGCCUACAUCACAGGAGCCUCAUCUCUCACCUUUGAUCUCACCAGCUCCACAGGUGUAUCUCAGAAUUCCAGUCAGUCUGGUCCUCUGGCAUCUUUCACCACAGUAGGAAACCUACGCUCUUUACGCCUCAACACUGACAAUCAAACAGGGUCAUGGAAAAUCAGUGUUAACUCAAAUGACUCUGAGUUAGGAAAUGGUAACUUUCUUAUACAUUUCAAUGGCGUACCAGCAGGUGAGUUUGUUGUUCGCCUUAGAGGUGAGGACAAUAGCUCCACCCCCAGGUCAACACCAACCAGCUUCCAGAGGCAGGCCUCCACACAGAUCAAGACCUCCAGCAUCUCUGUUACUACCCAAGCCAACGACACAAACAUAGAACCAGGCUCCACCAUCUCCAUCCCUUUCACAGUCGCCACAACGGUCAAUGGAGUCGUUAAUGACAGUGCAACUGAGACAUUCACCAUGCGAGCCAACAAUGACCGUCACUAUGUUUAUGCUUCACCCAGCAAUGUCACUGUAGCAGCAGGAGUGGAGGUAGAAAAUGCAGCUGCCACUGACAUCAACUAUGCUGUCCUCAGGUUUUCUGUUGCUGCCAAGGUGACAGAUGUUAACCGUCCAGGGUGCCAGGUAGUCAGUACAUCAGCCAACUGUCCAUUCUCUUCAUCACUUUGUGCUUCCUCCCACUGGGAAUUCAUUGCUAACCUUACCAAUGGCAUCAAUGGGACUGGCAUUGAAAGAAUCACCAUCCGAAAAGGAAAUGGUACCCUCAAUACCAAUACAGCUGUUGGAGCAGGGGGUGAGAGCGUUACAAUGGUUUUCUACACCGCUGUUCACAGACUUUAG